Drosophila hydei is the source of this 1119-nucleotide messenger RNA. RefSeq names its product carbonic anhydrase 15 (gene CAH8). Gene Ontology annotation, molecular function: zinc ion binding; carbonate dehydratase activity. The record is from RefSeq and is a predicted model, not a curated record. Gene Ontology annotation, cellular component: cytoplasm. The transcript has 3 exons. The coding region runs from base 143 to 1015 and encodes 290 amino acids. Lineage: Eukaryota; Metazoa; Arthropoda; Insecta; Diptera; Drosophilidae.
UUGGUCAAGAUUGAAAUAUAUUAGAAAAUAAUUCAGUUGAUGCAAUCCGAAAUCAGAACCGAAUAAGAUGUCCCAGCCGAACCAUAAUUCCCUUUCUUUAUAGGACUUUUUUAUAGUUUUCCAUUUCACUGAUGAUCCACAAAUGACAUUUUCCUGCAAUCUAUAUCUAUAUCAUCAAUUAGAUUUGCUGCCGGAGGGUCUGCGCUUCAGCUACGACGAUCCACACCUUUGGCAAAACAGCUAUCCCCAAUGUGGGGGUGCCUAUCAGUCGCCCAUCCCAUUGAGCACACACAAGGCGAUACCCAUUGGCUUGCCGCCGCUGCACUUUGGCCACUAUGAGCAGCCCUUCGAUGAGCUCUUGAGUGUGCGAAAUAAUGGACAUACAGUCGAGUUCAAAGUGCCGGCAACUGUGCUGGGGGAACGUCCUUAUGUCACCGGCGGACUCCUGGGCGACUUCUACGAGGCGAUGGCUGUGCACUUUCAUUGGGGCUCGCCGCAACGCAAGGGCUCCGAGCACGUGCUGAACGGACGGCGCUACGAUCUGGAAAUGCACAUCGUGCACCGCAAUACUAGAUACCAGAGCGACGAGGAGGCCAGAAAUCAAACCGAUGGCCUGGCCGUACUCGCUGUGCUCUUCAAGGUGGUGCGUACCAGCUAUCCGUACUAUCAGCCCGGUCUCAAUGAGAUCUUUGGCUCGCUGCUGCACCUGGGCAACUUUAAUAGCAGCUACACCCCACCUGCCUUCCUGACACUCGGAUCGCUGCUUGGCAACCUGGAUAGGGGCAACUUUUAUGCCUACAUGGGCUCACUGACCACGCCCCCAUGCUCGCCGUCUGUGCUGUGGCACGUGUUUGCCGAGGUGUUGCCCAUUUCGCAUUUGGAGCUGCCGAAGUUUUGGCAACUUAGAGACCGCCGAGGGCGACCGCUGCUGCACACAUUUCGACCACUGCAGUCGCUGGAGGCGCGUCAGGUGUUCCGACGUCGGGCCCCCGCCGAAACGUAUGUCUGGUCCUAAUAAAUUUUAAAUCUACCUAAACUACUAUGCGUUAAACGGAUUUAUUGCCAAGAAAGAAAUUUUGUCUGUAUAAAUUUUGAGUUAUUCAUUCAACCAAUUUGAUG